AAAGUGCUAGAGUCGUCGCACUAGUUUAUUAUGAACACGAAGAAGCACGGUGGCGCGUGGAAAUUACCUAGAAACUACGAAGAGAAGACGUGAACGCCACUUCUUUCUCUUCUAUCUCUUCCCACUACAAAUCUCAAGAAGAUGUUAAAAUCCGAAACAUGUCAUACUUCAAAAGAAACGAAGGCACAAUUUUUUUCGCGUUCGCGAGCAUCGGGUUCAUAGCGUUUUACUGCAUCAAUUACUUCAUACGGCGAUGUAGAGACCGGUCCGCCUCAGCCGGGAACACGUCGGAGGAAGCUGGAAUGAGUCCGAGGAGACCACCACGAGGGCUUGACCCUGAGGCCAUUGACUCGUGUCCUUCAUUUGUUUACAAGGAAGCUAGAGGGAUUGAGCCAGGUAUAGGCGAGCUAGAAUGCGUAGUGUGUUUGAAUGAAUUCAAAGACGACGAAACGCUGCGUUUGGUACCACCUUGUGUACAUGUCUUUCAUGCUGACUGUGUAGACAUCUGGCUUUCUCAUAGCUCCACAUGCCCUAUCUGUCGUGCUGAUGUGAUUCCCUAAUCGUGUUAGCUCACCUUUGACUUUACAUUUUCCGUUCAAGAAUUUGUAUUUGUGAAUAAUAUUGUGUGUUGAUAUAGAUAAGUUUUUCUCCGGACGAAAUUGAUAUUACUCCUUUUUCUUGGUCAAAAAAACUGUGUGAUAAUUCGAUGUUGUAGAAUUUAGAUGAUAUCUAGAACGUGGUCGAUAAGUAACCACUAUUUGUUGGAUUAUAAAACCAAACACAACCCUAAAAAACUCGAACUGAACUAGAUCGAAACAUUUAACCUUAGGUUUUAGAAUUUAGAUGAUAUAUUGAUAUCUGUUGGAUAAGC
Molecule: messenger RNA, 871 nt
Organism: Camelina sativa (false flax)
Lineage: Eukaryota; Viridiplantae; Streptophyta; Magnoliopsida; Brassicales; Brassicaceae
Product: RING-H2 finger protein ATL39
Molecular function (GO): zinc ion binding
Source: RefSeq, a predicted model, not a curated record